AUGGACACAGCCGAGAAAGCCCGACUCCCGGGUGUGUUCCCGUUCCCAUUUUGUGUCCCAUCAUCAUCACCAUCGUCGGUGUUCCCGUCGCUGCCGAUGUUCCCGCCAGGAUUCCAACAAUUGUAUGCAAAUUUAGUACAGCAACAGUUUUUACAACUAGCUCAACAGCAACAGAGCCCUGGCAUACGAGCAGGUAAGGAUAAGUUUACCACAACCUUUACCCUAGGGUAA
Molecule: messenger RNA, 231 nt
Organism: Cylicostephanus goldi
Lineage: Eukaryota; Metazoa; Nematoda; Chromadorea; Rhabditida; Strongylidae
Source: the annotation of a GenBank genome assembly